Molecule: messenger RNA, 1347 nt
Organism: Propithecus coquereli (Coquerel's sifaka)
Lineage: Eukaryota; Metazoa; Chordata; Mammalia; Primates; Indriidae
Gene: FBP2
Product: fructose-1,6-bisphosphatase 2
Exons: 7
Coding region: 110-1129 (339 amino acids)
Biological process (GO): fructose metabolic process; gluconeogenesis; fructose 6-phosphate metabolic process
Cellular component (GO): cytoplasm; cytosol
Molecular function (GO): fructose 1,6-bisphosphate 1-phosphatase activity
Source: RefSeq, a predicted model, not a curated record
GGCCAGCACAGUUUUCUUAUCAGCUUCCACACUGCGGAGCCGCAGCCCUUGGAGGUAAACAAGGAUUUCUGCAGGGAGAAAAGAAGGAUUUGAAGUGUUACCGGCCACAAUGACGGACAGAAGCCCCUUUGAAACAGACAUGCUCACCCUGACCCGCUACGUUAUGGAAAAGGGGCGUCAGGCCAAAGGGACGGGGGAGCUCACCCAGCUGCUGAACUCCAUGCUGACGGCCAUCAAAGCCAUCUCCUCGGCCGUGCGCAAGGCCGGCCUGGCCCACCUGUACGGGAUCGCAGGAACCGUGAACGUGACGGGAGAUGAAGUGAAGAAACUGGACGUGUUAUCCAAUGCCCUGGUGAUCAACAUGCUCCAGUCCUCCUACAGCACCUGCGUCCUGGUCUCAGAAGAGAAUAAAGAGGCGAUUAUCACCGCCAAAGAGAGGCGGGGGAAGUACGUAGUCUGCUUCGACCCACUGGACGGAUCUUCCAACAUUGACUGCCUGGCCUCCAUCGGAACCAUAUUCGCCAUCUACAGGAAGACCACAGAGGAUGAGCCUUCUGAAAAGGACGCCCUGCAGCCUGGUCGCAGUAUCGUGGCCGCGGGUUAUGCGCUGUAUGGCAGUGCCACCCUGGUGGCUCUUUCCACGGGGCAAGGAGUGGACCUCUUCAUGCUUGACCCAGCUCUUGGUGAAUUUGUCCUGGUGGAAAAAGAUGUCAAAAUUAAGAAGAAAGGGAAGAUUUACAGCCUCAAUGAGGGCUAUGCCAAGUAUUUUGAUGCUGCCACCACUGAAUAUGUGCAGAAAAAGAAAUUCCCUGAGGAUGGCAGUGCUCCCUAUGGGGCCAGGUAUGUGGGCUCCAUGGUGGCCGAUGUGCACCGCACCCUGGUCUACGGAGGGAUCUUCUUGUACCCAGCCAACCAGAAGAGUCCUAAGGGCAAGCUCCGGCUCCUGUACGAAUGCAAUCCUGUUGCCUAUAUCAUUGAGCAGGCAGGGGGCUUGGCGACCACAGGCACCCAGCCCGUACUGGACGUGAAGCCAGAGGCUAUUCACCAACGAGUCCCCCUCAUCCUAGGGUCCCCAGAUGAUGUACAGGAAUAUCUUGCCUGUGUGCAGAAGAACCAGACAGGAAGGUAGUGAGUUUGACCCCACGAGCCUGCUUCUCUCUGCCUUGUACCUUGUCCUAAGGACUCUAAAUGAAUGAUAAACAGAGACGAUGGUGAUGAGAAUGCAAAGGCCAGUCCACCUGAUCCCACGCAGAAGAGCAACCACAAACUGCUAAGGACAGGUUCGCAAGCCACAGGUGAUUCUGUGGUCAACAUAAAGGGUUAAAAAUAAAACCCACUUGUGAAAAG